AACACCUAUUUCAUGUAAUAUGAACACCAAACUAAGAAGGAUACAUAUGCACUUCAUUCUGUCCCAUUGGGGUCCAGUUUAGAGGUGCUCCACUGUGUAUUAACCCCAUACUGCAGGAAAGAGGGAGGAGGAGUACCGACAUGCUCUGGGGAUGUUUGGAGUGUCUUCUGAUCUGGCACUGAGGCCCAUUGCCUCCCUCUCUGGGGGACAGAAGAGUCGCCUAGCCUUUGCCAUCUUGGCUGUUCCAAGACCCAACUUUCUCAUAUUUGAUGAGCCGACAAACCACUUGGAUGUGGAGUCAGUGGAAGCACUAGGAAAAGCCCUCAAUAGAUUCCCUGGAGGAGUAUUACUUGUAUCUCACGAUGAGCAUCUCAUUAAACUGUGCUGCAACGCAGUCUGGCUGUGCAAAGACAAAUUAGUGCACAGAUUAGAGGGGGGCCUCGACCAGUACAAGAAGGCUAUUCAGUCAGAACUGGUACAUUCAUAGUAUUAUUACUAGGGUCAAUUGUACACUUGUAAUUAUCACUAUUUAUUUUCAACUUGGGUGUAACUUUUCCAUGUGUUACAAUAAACAAUGUAUAUCACAGUGGAAAUAAUAAUAUUGAUGAUCAAAUGCAAUCAACGUUACUGCACGAAGUAAUCUGCGCUUAGAGACAUCCAUUGAGCUUGAAUUAGUAAAGCAUAACCGCAAUGAGUAUGUGCAAGAUCCAGUAUUAAACAAAUAUGUCCAGUGUUAUUGUGAUUGAGUCAGGACUAUAGGAGAAUGUGCACCAUGAUCUUAGUCAGGAUAAUAGAAGAAAGCAAGGACAAAUCGUAGCAGUACCAUGCGAAAGAGAACACGUAAUUACUGCCUUAAGCAAACGGUCAAGGGGAAUAGUGUCAGUCGCUGUAAAGGCUGCCUGUAAACGGCAAAGACUGCUUAAUUCCAGCGAGUAAUUGAGGCAAGAAGGAGGUACGAGGUAUCAGACUGUAAGGUUAGGGAACAACUUUGGGGAGGUCGGAGGUGUCGACAACAAUCCUCAGAAAUACCGAAUCGUCUCUUAUGAAUCCACCAUUGAGGAGGUGGUCUAUCCUGAUGAACAUCGGGCACCCCGACGCAAUGUUCAUCUCUUUCCGUCCGGGUCUCUGGAACGAACUUGAGGCAGGGUCAGGUCUGAAGUGAUCCGUAAUGUGCUUCUUUCCGACUUGGUUUAUUAGCGUGAGCAUCACCUUCUGCUUGAACGGCCACGUAAGAAGAGCGUCAAACGGGCCUCGCAUGAUGACAAAGAAGAAGCUUAGAUGCGAACCUUUCCCCAGCCCGUCUCCAUUCAAAUAUAUUCUCGCGCACAUCUUGUACCCGUGUCGGCUGGUGUAAAACGGGGUGGAGUACAGUGAGAGCGUUACUCCAUCCACGGCCUCUCUCCGACGUCGCGUGAAAUCGUCAAUCUUCCACAAUAGUAUUCCGUUGUAGGUGGCUCGCUCCAGAAGCUGUAGUCGCAGCUCCUGGUCCAGGGAACUACUUAGGCAGCGGUCGAGGCUGUGGUCUAGCUCAGUAACCUUUGACCUGAGUGCCUCUAACUCUUGAAGGGGCGGGUGGGAGUGGCUGGCACCCGGAACUGGGGAGGGGGGU
Geodia barretti is the source of this 1609-nucleotide messenger RNA. The record is from the annotation of a GenBank genome assembly. NCBI's taxonomy places the organism in Eukaryota, Metazoa, Porifera, Demospongiae, Tetractinellida, Geodiidae.